Pseudophryne corroboree (corroboree frog) is the source of this 672-nucleotide messenger RNA. Its product is annotated as sericin-2-like. The transcript has a single exon. The coding region runs from base 1 to 672 and encodes 223 amino acids. The record is from RefSeq and is a predicted model, not a curated record. NCBI's taxonomy places the organism in Eukaryota, Metazoa, Chordata, Amphibia, Anura, Myobatrachidae.
AUGUCUGGCACAACAGAGUGCUAUAACAAGUCUGGCACAACAAAGUGGUAUAACAAGUCUGGCACAACAGAGUACUAUAACAAGUCUGGCACAACAGAGUACUGUAACAAGUCUGGCACAACAGAGUGCUAUAACAAGCCUGGCACAACAAAGUGGUGUAACGAGUCUUGCACAACAGAGUACUGUAACAAGGCGGCACAACAGAGUUCUAUAACAAGUCUGGCACAACAAAGUGGUAUAACAAGUCUGGCACAACAGUGUGCUAUAACAGGUCUGGCACAACAAAGGGGUGUAACAAGUCGAGCACCACAGAGUAUUGUAACAAGUCUGGCACAACAGAGUGCUAUAACAAGUCUGGCACAACAAAGUGGUGUAACAAGUCUGGCACAACAAAGUGGUGUAACAAGUCUGGCACAACAGAGUACUGUAACAAGUCUGGCACAACAGAGUACUGUAACAAGUCUGGCACAACAGAGUGCUAUAACAAGUCUGGCACAACAAAGUGGUGUAACAAGUCUGGGCCAACAGAGUACUGUAACAAGUCUGGCACAACAGAGUACUGUAACAAGUCUGGCACAACAGAGUGCUAUAACAAGCCUGGCACAACAAAGUGGUGUAACAAGUCUGGCACAACAGAGUACUGUAACAAGGCGGCACAACAGAGUUCUAUAA